AUGUCGUUAAGCCGAUUGCCGCUCGAGUUGAUCCUCAAUAUCGCGCACUUUCUUCGUUGCCAGAGAGACCUCAGCUCUUUCAUGCGCACCACGCGAACCUUUUACAGUCUGGUACACCCUGUUCUAUAUCGGUUCGAUGUUCGAAAGCGCCUCGGCUCGGCGUUGUUAUUUGCAGCCAGCAACGGGUACACCGACUUGGUGAAGAAACUCCUUGCUGCCGGCGCCAGCAUAGAGGCAUGCGACCGGACCGACGUUUACGGCGAAUAUGAAAUGAAGCCGGACGGAACCUGCACCAAGGCAGGCAACCCGAUCCUCGCCGCUGCCCAUCAUGGCCAUCUUGCAACCCUCAAGACCCUUCUCGCCGAAACUCGGCCGCGUCAAUCGUGUACCAAUCCUCAAAUGCGCGUGGUUCUCCAUUGGGCGAUUCGCUCCCAUAAUAUCGAGAUCAUCGAUUUGAUGCUUGCCCGAGGGGCUGCGAUCGGUCUGCCGAAGGGUGAAUAUAUCGUCUUCCUGAAAUCAAACACUGCUCUUGGGGUGGCCAUCACUUCGGGCUGCCCCGACGAGAUCCUGGAGCGGCUUUUGCAGAGGGGCGCCGAGGUUUGGGAGCCUGAGAACCCCUGCCCUUGGUACGAAGCGACGGUGCAGCGUGAGGGGCACAUGCUGCAGCUACUGCUCAAGCAUGGACGCCGGCCCAACUCGGACCGAGUGCUAUGUGAGUUGGCGCUGCGCUGCGACGAUACUAGGGCGCUAGCGCGGAUCACAGACCCCACGACUGGAGGGCUGGAUAUCCGGAUCCAUGGCCAUCCAGCAUUGUUCACCGCGGUCGAAAUGGGGCACUUCGAAAUGGCCAAGUACUUGGUCGCGCAUGGUGCCAAUCCGCAUCUCCAUUGCAGCUACCAGGAAUGGGGUGGGCGGUACAGCACCGUCUGGGCAGCGGUGCAGGCCCGACACAUGGGCCUCUUGCGCUUCCUCGUCACCGAGCAAGGGGUUCGUCCGGACGAGCAGGACAUCCGGGAGGCUGUCCGGGCGGAAUUCGAGGAAGCCGUUACGCUGCUGUCAUCCCGCGGCUGUCAGGAGACGCCGGAAAAGGAGUACAUGACAUCCUACGUUACGGCGUUGAAGGAGAAGAUGAACUUGAAGCCGAGCUUUCACAUCACGACCCACGCGCAUCUCCGGUGUCCGACUAGUAAAGCAGCAUUCCUUGCCCAGGUGCGCGGUAACUACCCAACCUGGCACUAG
Molecule: messenger RNA, 1239 nt
Organism: Aspergillus steynii IBT 23096
Lineage: Eukaryota; Fungi; Ascomycota; Eurotiomycetes; Eurotiales; Aspergillaceae
Product: ankyrin
Exons: 1
Coding region: 1-1239 (412 amino acids)
Molecular function (GO): protein binding
Source: RefSeq, a predicted model, not a curated record